This is a messenger RNA of Caenorhabditis elegans, 1817 nucleotides long. It is a transcript of the gene otpl-5, whose product is annotated as Otopetrin-2. The coding region runs from base 99 to 1817 and encodes 572 amino acids. The transcript has 8 exons. Gene Ontology annotation, biological process: proton transmembrane transport. Gene Ontology annotation, cellular component: membrane; plasma membrane. The record is from RefSeq and is marked reviewed. NCBI's taxonomy places the organism in Eukaryota, Metazoa, Nematoda, Chromadorea, Rhabditida, Rhabditidae. Gene Ontology annotation, molecular function: proton channel activity.
AAAAUGAAAUGAACAAAAAGUUACGGAGGAGGCGAACUCCCACCCUCCCUUAAUGGUUUUUGAAAUUUCUUUCCCUCAUUCCAGUUUAUAUUUCAGCCAUGACUAAUGCGAUUGUGCAUAGAGAAAUUCUAAAAAAUAAAGUAUCAAUGGAGAGCACAAGCACAUCGGUAGCAAUGUCCACAUCAGACGGGUUCAGUAGCCAUGACGAUAUUUCACAAUGGACAAAAAAUACAGAUGCGAAAAACUUCUGUGUAAAUUUAAUGACCGCAAUAUACACUCUUAUUCUUAUUAUGGUUGCAUUUGUAAUUGAAAUCUCUCCAACGUGGCGGUCUGAAAAAAUGUGGCUCGAGUAUUCAAUAUUCUGUGUUCUCAUGUAUGCAGUUGCAGUUGCUUACUUUUUAUAUCUUUAUCUUUUUGUGUUGUAUCCAAAUGUUAUCAAUUCAUGUAUUUACUAUUUAUUCAAAAAAGCUACACCGAGAAGAUGGCUUCUAGAUGAGCCAGUUUUUAAUGGAGAAGGUGCUGGAACAAUGUAUCUCAGAGUUGGAGCAUUGUUCUUCGGGUCGAUGGGAAGUGUGCUCUGGGGAACUGAGAUCCUUCUCUGCUUUUUCGAUAAUCAACGACAUGGAAUUUACGUGGUCAAGUACAUUCUUGCAGUGAUAUUUACUUUUAUGCAAAUGCAUUUUAUUUUUUCUAAUUCGAAAAUUUCAUUGAAACGAUCUAAUAUUAUUGCGAAGUUUGGAUUGAUGCACUCUGUUGCAGUGAACCUUUGGAAUUGGCUGUCCAUUUGCCUUAUUAAAUCUAGCAUAAAACACGCCAAAAAAGAAAUCAAAUACACCUAUGAAGGAUCCGACAACGAAACUAAAACCGAGAUCUUGACGGAAAUGUCAUAUGAUUUUACAACUGACUCUUUUGGACCUCACGAUAAACAAUUGAGAGCCAUUAUUAAACUUGGCAGUAGCUCAAGCAUCUUGCUCACAUGCCUAGUAGAGUUUUCUCUAAUUGCUGCUGUAAUUUGUUUCAUAAUUUGGAAGAAUGAUGACUCGAAUUCAGGAGAAGCUCUGAAGAAAAAGAAAAAACGACAUUUCCGAUUUGACUGCAGUGGCACCACAGUUGGAAUAUUUCUGGCAGUUGCUGUUCAUAUUAUCUCAGCAGUUGCAGUUGGAAUGCAUGGAAUUCUUUCAAAAAGUAAUCGAGAUUCUGCUGCAAAUCUACUUGUUGGAUACACUGAUGUAUUUCUGUUCGUUGUUGCACUUCUUGCUUGUAUUCUAGCAUUCUUUCAAAUGCGAAAACUACAAUAUAGGCUUCAUGCUCACGGAGAAGUCAUUGAUGAGAUUCUGUUAAUUGUGGGAUUAGCUGGAGAAUGUGUGUACUCAUGUGCUGGAAUGGAUUUAUAUAUCAAUGACAAGAUGAUUAAAGAACCUGCUUCAUACAUUACAAUUGUAUCAUUCACAUUGAGAAUCACCGAAGUCUUGGUUCAAACAAUUUUUAUCCUUAUUGCUACUAGAAUGAGAUGCUACACCCAGACCAAUUGUUACACUGAGCCAGGAAAACAAGUGAUAACAUUUCUUCUCGUAUGUAAUAUCAAUCUAUUUAUCUAUCACACAUUCGAAACUACUGAAUUGAACUUUGGAUUUCCCAUCAAACUGCCUGAUAGCUACUCCGCUAUGCUUAAUAUAGCUUCGCCAAUUGUAGUUUUCUAUCGGUUUCACAGUUCAGCAUGUUUGGCGGAGAUUUGGAAACAUACGUAUUCAAGAAAGAACCAUAAUGUUGUAACAGAUAAUACAGUUGAUCCUCUCGUGGUAGUAAAGAAAAUGUGA